AGAUGUCACCGCUCAGAUGUCAACAAACCCCUGGCUAAAGGAGUUGAUUGCCCGUCUGUCUCGUCUAUCUCUAUUUCUUCGCCUUUUGCAGAUGCGAGGAGGCGGGGAGGGAAACGAGUAUGCAUUUUUCAAUUCCGGAUACCCAAGAGUGUAGAGAAGAAAAUGGGAGCACCUAUAUUGCCUAUAAUAUUCACAUCAAUGGAGUUUUCCAUUGCACUGUGCGCUACAGACAACUGCACAGUUUACACGAACAGCUGAAGCGAGACUUAGGGGGUUCCACUCUGCCUCCUUUCCCUCCGAAGAAGCUCCUCCCUCUUUCCCCCUCGCAGACUGAAGAACGCAGGCUCAGUUUAGAAAAAUACAUCCUCCAGUUAAGCCAAGACCAGAGAGUAUUGAACAAUGAUGUGUUCAACGGGUUUCUCGUAUCUGCUCAAAAUGAGACUCAGCGCGCUGGGGGAAGCCAAGACGAGGUGCUGAUUGACAUAUACCUGAUGAAUGGCCAGAAGAUUACACUCAGCGUUCCAGCCACCUUGCAAACAGAUGACCUUUUGGAGAAAGUUUGCAGCCACAUACAUUUGCCAAAUGAAUUAGUCUACUAUUUUGCACUUUUUCUGGUCAAGAAGGAAGAAAAUGAUCUGAUUGUCGUGAAACGGUUACAAGAUUUUGAGAGCCCAUACAUCUCUCAAAGAUGUGUGAAAGGGAUGCACAGGAUAGUACUCAGAAAAAAUUACUGGGACCCAAGCAUAGAUCUUGAGGUCAUGAAUGACUGUGUAGGGCUCAACCUGCUCUAUGCGCAGACAGUACAGGACGUGGAAAGAGGGUGGGUCCUCACUAACAGAGAGAUCCAGCGACAAUUGGCUGCCCUGCAGGCUAAGGGAGCAAAGAAAGAAUACAUGGAGUUAGCAAGAGCGCUGAAGUAUUACGGUUAUUUGCAAUUCCAACAGUGCACAUGCAACUUUCCUAAACCCAACACCCCUGUGCUCAUCAGUGCUGGCAACCGAGAGCUCAACUUUAGGAUUGAAUGCGAAGAUGGCUCUGUAAAAGAAGGAAAUUUCAAAGUCACACGUAUGAGAUGUUGGAGAAUAACAGUACAGCAACCUAUUGAAGGAUCGACCAGCAGCAGCAGCACCAGUAGCAGCACGAGUACAAGUACAAGCACGUGCACCAGUACCAGCAGUAGCAGCACCAGCAGUAGCAGCAGCAGCAGUAGAAGCAGCUGUAGCAGCCUUGAAGGUGGGCGGAAUGUCAACUUAGAGCUGUCCUUUGAGUACCUCAUGAGUCGUGAGGACAUGCGGUGGGUGACAGUGACAAGCCCUCAGGCUGUCCUCAUGUCCAUGUGCCUCCAGGGAAUGGUGCAAGAGCUCCUUACGCGCAAACGUGGACACAAAGUCCGGACUCCAAGCAAGAGGGUUCGCAAAGGUAGUCUUUCAUACAUGCGAAGAGAUGGAAGCAGCACACAAGUGACACUUAACCAUACUGGCGAGAACCUGCCAAUGGAUGGAGCCACCCAGUCUCCCAUUGGUGAACUUUCCCUCAGUCGGCUGAGCGAACGUCUGAGUGACCUCAACAUCCUCGACAACCGUCCGCACUCAGCUAUGCGCACCAACGGAGAAGCCGAGCCAAGCACAGUGGAAAAUGAUGCAUUUAACAUUAUGAGCGACAAUUCUUUGCCAUGAAAGGUUGGAGUUGCCGCGUGGAGAGGGAAACAGAGAGAGAAGAUAAUGUGUUCUAAAUUAAUGUUUUUAUUUUUUAAACAGAAGCAAAGGGCAGUUGCAUAAAAAAAAAAGAUGAAUUGAUAUAUAUUUGGUUUAGAGGGAAAAUAUAAAUUAUUAUAGAGAUACUUUUGAUAAGUAGAUGAAAACUUUUUUGUUAGGGAAUUAGUUUGCUGUGGUGCAGUCUUUUUUUUUUUUUUUUUUUUUUUUUUUUUUUUUAC
Penaeus vannamei (Pacific white shrimp) is the source of this 1933-nucleotide messenger RNA. The record is from RefSeq and is a predicted model, not a curated record. NCBI's taxonomy places the organism in Eukaryota, Metazoa, Arthropoda, Malacostraca, Decapoda, Penaeidae.